AUGACAAUUUUCUUUCUUUCUUUCUUUCUAUUCUCAUUCUGUUUCUGUCUUAUUCAGUUCCUAUCUAUCUAUCUAUCUAUCUAUUUAUCGUUUCUCAUUCUGUUUCUAUCUUAUUCAGUUCUGAUCUAUCUAUCUAUCUAUUUAUCGUUUCUCAUUCUGUUUCUAUCUUAUUCAGUUCUGAUCUAUCUAUCUAUCUAUCUAUCUAUCGUUUCUCAUUCUGUUUCUAUCUUAUUCAGUUCUUAUCUAUCUAUCUAUCUAUCUAUCGUUUCUCAUUCUGUUUCUAUCUUAUUCAGUUCUGAUCUAUCUAUCUAUCUAUCUAUCUAUCUAUCGUUUCUCAUUCUGUUUCUAUCUUAUUCAGUUCUGAUCUAUCUAUCUAUCUAUCUAUCUAUCUAUCUAUCUAUCGUUUCUCAUUCUGUUUCUAUCUUAUUCAGUUCUGAUCUAUCUAUCUAUCUAUCUAUCUAUCUAUCUAUCGUUUCUCAUUCUGUUUCUAUCUUAUUCAGUUCUGAUCUAUCUAUCUAUCUAUCUAUCUAUCUAUCUAUGCUCAUUUCUUAUCUUCCAGUUGCAGAACCGAAUUCGAAUUCCACUCGAAUGGGUGUUGGCUGCCAAAAGCCCCAGCUUUCAGUGACUCAUCACUCGCAAAAAAAUGGUCUCUGGCCCCUUUUCUCAACGAAAUCGUGA
Molecule: messenger RNA, 678 nt
Organism: Acanthosepion pharaonis
Lineage: Eukaryota; Metazoa; Mollusca; Cephalopoda; Sepiida; Sepiidae
Source: the annotation of a GenBank genome assembly